AGUGUUAAGUGUCUCACAAAAUCUUCAAUGAGGAUGUUUAUAAUUAGUUUUCAUCGCUCGAUAUCAGCUUACAAUUAGUGUGUGUGAAGACCUUCUCCGACGACUAGACGACAUCCUUCCCUAAUCAAAGAUUUCCGAGGUUACCUGUGGCUCAUACUUACGUCAAAGAUCGAAUACAACGGAAAGAAGACCUGCAUACAAUUUAGAUGAUUCCGAAGAAUGAUAUGUUUCACGACGAUGAGAUGCAUAUUGAUCUUCCUGCUUGCGUUUUUCGGAUGCUGGAAUGCCAUGGUUUUCGUGGGCUCGUCCACGGUGCAGAACCGCGACCGCGGCGCCAAAAUCACUCGGCCCAUGGACACGGUGGCCGAUUUAACCAACGACCUCGGAGUUUGCGUACUUCAGUAUUUAUCUUCUACGACAAGAGAUAAUGUGGCUUUUUCGCCUUAUGGCCUCUCAACUGUUGCCGUCCUCCUACUCGAAGGAGCCUCUGGUCACUCUGCAUACCAGCUACAAAAAAUUUUGCGCCUACCCUGGGAUAUCCUAGUUACAAAAAUAGGCUUCAGAGACUUACAUAGGCAUUUAAAGAGUUACUUUUUGAGUGACGGAUUUUUGGGCGGACUAAUUUUCAGCAGGAACGACAUCUGUAUGCUUCCCAGAUACAAACAAACCCUUCUAUUCUACGGAUUUGAACCAGAAGGUAGCCUCCCCGACUCAUGCUCGAGGCACACAACAACGACUGCAAAAACAACAACAACCACCACAACUACAACAACAAUGGCCGCACCCGUACAACCAUCGUCAGAACCAUCCGUGAAUGGCACCUCAGAAAUCACAACUGAACCAAAAGAAAACACCGCAAACACAACAACAGAAUCAACGACCACCACAACAACAGAAUCACCGUCCAAUACCACGACGGCAUCAGCCGCUAAUUCCACCACGGAGUCAGUAAUUAUUCCUGAGUCCCUUCCGUCCACUUCAACUACUGAGCCCAGUCCGCCACCCGAGACUUCAUCACAAGCUCCCUCAACAACAACGCCUUCACCAGAGUCGAUACCACCCGCCACUACGAUGGCUCCAGAGACGUCCCCUCAACCAGUUCCGGAAACGGAAGCGCCUUCACAGCCGGCACCGGAAACGGAAACAUCCUUACAGCCGGCUCCGGAAAUGGAGACGACCCCACAGCCGGCGCCAACACCUGAAACCGAGACAUCUCCACCACCGGCUCAGGAAAUGGCAACGUCUCCGCAGCCAACACCAGAAGCAGAAGCUUCUCCGCAGCCGGCCCCAGAAUCAGCAACGCCUCCUCCAGUGGCUCCAGAAACAGAACCGUCCCCACAGUUGGUCCCGGAAACGGCUUCUCCAUCACAACCACCACCACCCCCGGAAACGGAAAUGCCCUCCCAAGAAAUGUCAACUUCAGCUGAGCCAACCCCGGCAGCUCCAUCGCCAGACCAGAAUGUCCAACUGACGCCGGGAGAACAAGGAGACGUCGCUGGCAAAAUUCUAACCGCACCAGAAGAGACUAGCACCAACGGAGGUAUGCUUGAAAAUAUGGCACUAUCCACGGAAGUGAUCACAGAGAGGACCGAGCAACGUUCCUCCGACGAGGCGAACACUGCGACAACGGAAAGUAAUCAGAACACCACCGAAGAGUCAGCGAGGUCGGCAUCGUCUCUUGCGCCGAUGACCGAAGCGACCUUCCAGACGCAAAGAAACGCCGAGAUGGCGAUGCCCACGGAUGCGCCACCGUCGCCGCCCGAGUCGGCCGCCGUGAAACCGGAGAGCUCGCCGAUCCAGGAGAUUGCCGUGACGACGUUUUCCUCCCCGGCGCAAAGCCAACUGGACAUAGCCAACGACACGGCAAUCAACAGGGUUUCCACCGAUGAGCAAAUGCUCGAUCAAUUAACGACUCUCAAAGUCUGCACUCACUCGCCAACGGAAGAGGCAACUGAAGGCGUGACUCAAACCGGUAUAACCGAGCCUAACCAAAGUACUUCAGACAAGACCACGAUUGAAAAUGAAUCCGAUAAAAUGCGCAUCGACGAGAACACAACCACUGGAAAACCUAUCGACGAUUUAAAUGAUAUCCCCGUGCUGAUAAUUAUAUCUAGCACUGAAAAUGACGGCACCAUGAAAGAUAAUCUCGACGAUUCCAGGACUGGAACAACGGAUUUGGAAAAACAUGAUUUUAUUUCGACUGAUACUCCAUCGGUAACCUCAAGAAAUGAAUUACUCCCUACUGACUAUAACCUGAUACCAGACGAUCCCUCUCUCACUGUUACAACCGCUCCUCAACCGAAUAGUUUUGACGUGCCUCAAACUCCGACAUCAUCCAUCGGUUUAAGAGUAAAUGAUGCCAUCAUCACGACCCCUGAAAUUGUUCUUUCGACGAAUCCAUCUCGAGAUGGCACCUCAACCGAAUAUAUCCCACCAAGAAAUCAAGUCGAGCUAAACCUAGAUAGACUCAACGAUAUUGAGUCGGCCACUGAUAAUAAAGGACUCACAACCGUCAUACCAGAGAGAACAUCCGAUCCUCAAAGUUCUGUAAAUAAUAAUCUGAAUGGUAACAAUGAAAAUCUCCGAGAAUUAACAACUCCUAGUGGGAAUAAUGAUUUUAGUGACUACAAUGUAAUCAGUGACAUUGAAUCUACACCAAGCAGUCGUAGCCAAGAAGAGCACACGAAUACAGAACAUGGUCAGUUGGCACACUCUCCUCCUGCUACAAGUUUGAGUGACACCGAAGACCUCAGAUAUAUCAACGUAAUCACCGAACCACAACUCAUAACUGAUAAACCUAAUUUUGGAGGCGAAAGUCCCGAUACAGAAUUUCCUGAAAAUGAAAAAACACCUCCUUCGCCGAAACUUGUCGAAAAUACCGAUGGGCCCAUAUCCGACCAAACAAUCACGACCACGCCAGAGAGUAGUGAGAAUUUCCAGACUGGAAAUGGUUUCCAAUUAUUUGAUAAGAUACAUGACUUGACAACCGAUUUUCCAGGAAUCACAACGCCUCACGAUUUGGAAUCGACGUCUUUCCACACUUCCGACGAUUUCUUUGAGCACUCAACUUUACCCAAUUUCGAACGAGAUAGGCAAGAGUUGAAAGAUAUCGAUAAAUCGAUUUUCACCCCCACAGAGAUGCCUCUAACGACAUUUGACCAACUGUAUAAUCAAAACCAUGAUAUACCGCCUAUAUCGACUGGUGAGCCGGAAAUAAACAAAGACACCCUUGUCAUCAUGGAGGAAGAUUUGGACAGAAGACCACCUCCGCCUAAAGUAGGCGGUGCCAAAGUGGCAAAAAUGAUGGGCGCAAGAUUUCCCAUCAUGAACAACCCCCCAAGAAUGGGAAUGCGAACAAGUCUCGUGAGACCCGGAGAGUUCAGAGGCCCUGUCUCGACCGCGUACGUCAGGACCGACAAAUUUAAAAACGGACAUCCCUCCGAGUUUCACAUCAUGUCGAAGAGCGUGAAAGUUACGACGGAAAGAACGUAUCCCAAUGAGAUGAUCCGUCAUAGUACACGUUUUCCAGAGGUGAACCGCACCGCAGUCAUCAUGAUGAAGUCGGUGCCCAACGGCUUAGCGAAGGAGGAGGAGUACAAUGCUGAGCAUUACAGUGUUGAUGAAAGUCGGCUCUCAUCAAAUUUCACCGAUUUCUCACAAAUGAGCGCUAAUUCAAAAAAAGAUGGGGAGUCCUUCGAAAUCGAGUCCAGUACCAUGGAGUCGGCAGUCGUUGAGUCGAAUUCGAUGGAGUCUUCGUAUUCUCAUAGUCACAUCCGAUGCGGCCGGAAAAAACGGAGUCCGACUGUUGAUCGCGGAGGUGCUCAACAGCGUGCGGUUGUUUUGAGGUCUGCAUCUGUGAAAGAAACGAGAGAGCACGCCAGGAGAUCUAGCCGGUCAGUUCAUUGGCAUGAUGUCACACCAAUCGUCUGGAAUCUGGUGAAACAUAAAUUCACCUCGGAUCACGAUCUGAGAUACUUGCAGGCCAAAAAUCGAUACGACCUAUCAAAACCGGAGACUUCCAUUUGGGUCUCACCCCUCUCUAGUCAUCAACAAAUUGUGCCAGUCAUGAAUUUCGCUGCGAUCCUGCCAUAUGCUUACGUACCUGCAAUUCAUUCUCAUGUGCUGGAGCUUCCUCUAGAUAAUCCACGUUACGCUCUCAUGAUAGUGCUGCCAAGCGGUGGAAAAUCCGUCAACCACGUGCUGAGCCAUAUGACGAGUAGAUGUGGAAUCAGAUCCAUCCACUCCCAGUUGAGGUUGUACCCCAUCCAUGUAAUUGUGCCUACCUUUAGGAUAUUCCAGCAACUGGAUCUUUCUCCAGCGUUGUACCACUUUGGAGUUAACGCUAUUUUUGACCCGUAUCGGGCCCAUCUAACCUCCUUAUCAUAUGAUCCGUUCCUGUAUGUGAGGAAUAUCGAGCAAGUUGUUACUUUAUCAGCGAGGAAGUAUGAAGAGCAACUCAAAUACAACGAAAUUCCGAUUCAUCAAGCCCAUAGAAAGUUUUACGCUGCAAGUCCAUUCAUCUAUUUUGUUGUUGACUUGGAAACAACGGUAACUCUUAUCGCAGGAGUACUUAAUGACCCUUUAGCUCCUUGAAAAUUUUUCAAAGACAAGGUGAUCAUUUUGAAAGAGAAAAACAUUUAGACCUAUAAUAAUCUCAUUUUUUGUUUAUUAAAAAUGCCAAAACAUUUCCCUAUAGUGCUUGAUUAUCUACUAACUAAGCAUUU
This is a messenger RNA of Bemisia tabaci, 4724 nucleotides long. RefSeq lists its product as uncharacterized. Gene Ontology annotation, molecular function: serine-type endopeptidase inhibitor activity. NCBI's taxonomy places the organism in Eukaryota, Metazoa, Arthropoda, Insecta, Hemiptera, Aleyrodidae. The record is from RefSeq and is a predicted model, not a curated record.